AUGGGCCAGGUCGAGCAAAACGUUGCUAAUCGAUAUCUCAAGAAGGCUAGCCUGCAGAGGCUUCUUGAAAGGCUCUUCCCAGGGCAGACUGAGUUCAAUAUUGAACUGAACCGUAGCCUGCAGAUGAGGGAUGACGUGUGGCACUUCAAGGCACCAAAGGAGGUCGACAGCGCUGAGAUUGAGUAA
Molecule: messenger RNA, 186 nt
Organism: Colletotrichum gloeosporioides
Lineage: Eukaryota; Fungi; Ascomycota; Sordariomycetes; Glomerellales; Glomerellaceae
Exons: 3
Coding region: 1-186 (61 amino acids)
Source: RefSeq, a predicted model, not a curated record